Molecule: messenger RNA, 264 nt
Organism: Antrostomus carolinensis (chuck-will's-widow)
Lineage: Eukaryota; Metazoa; Chordata; Aves; Caprimulgiformes; Caprimulgidae
Product: hyaluronan synthase 3
Exons: 1
Biological process (GO): polysaccharide biosynthetic process; extracellular matrix assembly; hyaluronan biosynthetic process
Cellular component (GO): plasma membrane
Molecular function (GO): hyaluronan synthase activity
Source: RefSeq, a predicted model, not a curated record
AGCCUGGGCUACCAAACCAAGUACACGGCUCGUUCCAAGUGCCUGACGGAGACGCCCACCCGCUACCUGCGCUGGCUCAACCAGCAGACCCGCUGGAGCAAGUCCUACUUCCGCGAGUGGCUCUACAACGCUCUCUGGUUCCACAAGCAUCACCUCUGGAUGACCUACGAGUCGGUGGUGACCGGCUUCUUCCCCUUCUUCCUCAUCGCCACCGUCAUCCAGCUCUUCUACCGCGGUCGCAUCUGGAACAUCCUCCUCUUCCUC